This is a messenger RNA of Beta vulgaris subsp. vulgaris (sugar beet), 1914 nucleotides long. Its product is annotated as protection of telomeres protein 1b. The record is from RefSeq and is a predicted model, not a curated record. Gene Ontology annotation, molecular function: G-rich strand telomeric DNA binding; telomerase inhibitor activity. Lineage: Eukaryota; Viridiplantae; Streptophyta; Magnoliopsida; Caryophyllales; Amaranthaceae. The coding region runs from base 127 to 1524 and encodes 465 amino acids. Gene Ontology annotation, biological process: regulation of telomere maintenance via telomerase; telomere capping. Gene Ontology annotation, cellular component: chromosome, telomeric region; nuclear telomere cap complex. The transcript is spliced from 10 exons.
CCAAAGGCGUAGCAAAACCCUUGGGCCUUCUCAUUAGCCAUUGGUGACAUAAACCCUAAUUCACUUGUCAACUUCCCCUCUACAAAACUCCAAAAUUUACACAACCCAGAUAUCAGAAUCACAAAAAUGAUGAAGAGAGAUGACUAUAAAUUUCUUAGACUAGCUGAUGCCAUGACUGCUUUAAAUCAAAGAGUUAACCUUAUCGGCAUCAUUGUCGAGUAUGGUGCUCCUACACGAAGCAAAGGCACAGAUUGGUUUUGUUCAUUGAGAAUUGUGGAUGAUUCUCAUAAUAUCCGUGGACUUUUAGUUAAUAUCUUUACUGAAACUCAAGAGAAGCUUCCUCAGGUUGAAGCAUCUGGUGAUAUUAUCCAGCUAUCCCAAGUUGUGAUGAAAACUCAUAAUAUGGAAACCUACGCCCUUUUCAACAAAAGGUUCUCUUCAUUUGCCCUCUAUGAAGGGAAAUAUGGAGAAUUCUAUAUCCCUUAUCAAGUUUCUUCCAAGUUUCAGUCGAGAAACCAAGACAUGAAGUUUGUAUUUGGUUUACGAAAGUGGGUAGAUGGUUUCCAGCUUGAUACUGUAGCAAAGGAAUCUGUGUUGUUGAGACAAAUCAAGGAAGGACAACAUCAUGACUUGGUUUGUAAGAUUCUGCAUUUGCUUCAAGUUUGUCGAGAUGAGUGGAUGCUGUUUGUUUGGGAUGGAACUGAUGCUCCGCCGCUUCAACUUCAAUCUGAGUUAGAGACUGAAAUGGAAAGUCCACUUCCACUGCAAUUGGAAACUCAGCCUUUGGCCAGGGAUAUCUUGUGUAGAUUUCCUACUAUAGGCACAAUAUUGAGAGUAUCUGUUAGCCAAAGAAAUGUCAAACUUAAUAUACCUUCAUUGGCUGCUGGUAGAUGGGUAAAAUUUAUCAACCUAUUGUUUGAAGUAAAUAAAGGAUUGUGGCAUGGUGUCAUUACUUCAUCAACUAAAGUUCGUUUCGUUCCAAAUGAAGACCUCAUUAUAUUAGAGCGCCAAAGAGAUUUUGAGAAGCGGUUAACUUCCAAGUUGGACCGGAUGCCAUUCUCAAGCUUUCCUUGGCCUUAUCGCAUUACAGAAGUUGAUGAUGAAGCUGAGAAGGUACCCCUUGUCACACUAAUGGACAUUAUGACAUAUUCACAGGUUACGGCGAAGUUCAAGUGUAUAGUUCGAGUUGUUGCAGCGCUUCCAUGGGCAGUUGAGGACUUCCGCUCUCCAAAUGGGACCUACCGGAUCAGGCUUACCUUGGAGGAUCCUACUACAAGAAUUCAUGCUUAUUUGUAUGCUGAUGAUGGGGAAGUGUUUUUUGAAGGAAAUCCCCCUAUAAAUGCAUUGAUUCGGAAGUGGAAUACAUUGCUUGGAGUUGCUGAAAUUGAAAGUGGUGGUGUAAUAGAGAAUGCUCCAAGAAAUCCUCCAUGGAUCUUGUGCUGUAUCAAAUCAUAUUAUGUUGACAAAAAUGAUGUCUGGGGAAGUAGGAAGUAUCGGAUUUUCGGUACCAAGCUCGUGUGCUGAACAAAGGUGGCCCACUUGGGCGAUACUGUUUUUGGUUCCGCCGGUUCUGCCGGUUCUGCUCUGGCUUAUCUCAAUCGAAGCUUACAUUUUCUACAGCAUGUCUCUCCAUAAGCUUGAAAUGUCCGGUACUGAUGCUUGUACAUAGUGUAUGUAAAAUAGGUAGGUAGGUAGUUUUUUUUAUAGCAAAAAUGAGAGGAGGUUUGAAUGGGUUUUUCUGAAGUCGAAAACUGCCAAGGGAAGGUUCAUUUUGUAUCAUUGUCGACAGUUCACUGUAUAUUAUCAUAUCUUGAUAGACUAGUUAUCUUAAUUCAAGUAGGGAAAUUUUGUUGAUAAAUAAUACCUAGAUGUCUGAAAUUAUAUAAAUAUUAAGGUUGACUAAUUUUUUUGAAA